CAACCGCCUACGAAGAAGAAAAAGAAAGCGGUUCCGGUGUAAGCGGGGGUCACAGAAGGCAAAGCAGAGGGGCACAGAAAUCUGCAAGAUUUCAACAUGUCGAUCCGAAGAGCGCUGUACAUUGGACGCUUGACGCUGAAUUGGAGCAGGCCCAUCCACCACAGUGCUGUGUGGAGGAGUCCUCUUAUACCCAUAGUUGUGGAGCAGACGGGGAGAGGUGAGAGAGCGUAUGACAUCUAUUCUCGCCUCCUGAGAGAGAGAAUCAUCUGUGUUAUGGGGCCUAUUGAUGACUCUGUAGCCAGUCUUGUUAUCGCCCAGCUGCUCUUCCUACAGUCAGAAAGCAACAACAAACCCAUUCACAUGUACAUCAACAGUCCAGGUGGUGUGGUGACAGCAGGCCUGGCCAUUUAUGACACUAUGCAGUACAUCCUCAACCCCAUCUCCACUUGGUGUGUUGGCCAGGCAGCCAGUAUGGGCAGCUUGCUCCUGGCAGCAGGAACGUCAGGCAUGAGGCAUUCACUUCCCAAUGCCCGCAUCAUGGUCCACCAGCCUUCAGGGGGCGCCAGGGGUCAGGCCACAGACAUUGCAAUCCAGGCUGAGGAGAUUCUGAAACUGAAGAGACAGAUCAAUAACAUCUAUGCCAAACACACUGGGCAGCUGCUGGAAACCAUUGAGAGUGUGAUGGAAAGGGAUCGCUACAUGAGCCCCAUGGAGGCGCAGGACUUUGGCCUCAUCGACCGGGUCCUGGUCCACCCGCCCCAGGCAGGCCAGGAUGAGCCUGAGCUGGUGCAGAAAGAGCCAGCAGCACCAGCCAGUCCCUCUCCACAGCCAGAGUCUGCAGCCCCUGAGCAGGCCCACCCUGGGACAACACCCCCAUCCUCACACAAACCUGAGCCAUGAACCACCACCAUUUCUUUGUUUCUCUUUCGACCCCCUGUCAAACAUAUGAGCAGACAUCAUGCACAGAUCAGAAAGUGUCAUCCUAUGAAGUUACUCAUCCCUUUUUUAAAUUCAAUUUGCAAUGUGGAUGCCUGGAGUCUAUGAAAUCAAAUUCAAAGACGUAACCGCUUAAAAGAUUGCAGUCACUUUUUUAACAAGCUUUUUGUUACUCAACUUUGAAUUACACUCAUAUUAAGUUGUAUGUCAGCUGAGCUGUAUUUGCAGAAUGAAAGCUCAGCGACAUGAGAUGCUGUGGGCAACAUUUAGCCAUUGAGCCAUCUUUGUUCUGUCACUGCAGACAUGUCCACCGAAGAGAAGAAAGGACCUGUAUGAUCUGUAUUUGUAACACAUAAAUGUUAUCAUUUUGACCAUAACAGAAAAAAUGGACUGCUAGUUCUUGA
This is a messenger RNA of Plectropomus leopardus (leopard coralgrouper), 1340 nucleotides long. RefSeq names its product caseinolytic mitochondrial matrix peptidase proteolytic subunit (gene clpp). NCBI's taxonomy places the organism in Eukaryota, Metazoa, Chordata, Actinopteri, Perciformes, Serranidae. Gene Ontology annotation, cellular component: endopeptidase Clp complex. Gene Ontology annotation, biological process: protein quality control for misfolded or incompletely synthesized proteins. Gene Ontology annotation, molecular function: ATPase binding; serine-type endopeptidase activity; ATP-dependent peptidase activity. The record is from RefSeq and is a predicted model, not a curated record.